UUUUUGGUUUUUCUCAUUGGUUUUUUACAUGAUAUACAUUUAUAAAUACAAUAUUACCUCGAACAAUUUUACAAUUUUUGGCAUUUGUGAAGUUGGCACUUUUGCUUGAUGCGUUCUUUUGCUUACAGCUGGCUAUCGAUUUUCACAAUCUCGAAACAAUUUCCUGUGUGUUCAGGCCAAAUGCUUAAUUUAAUAUUCUCAAUAUUACACUUAAUAAUAUUUAUAAUUUGUGCACAGAUUCUUAAUUGGACAAAUUUAUCUGGCUUCAUUUUUAAUUAUAAUUUUCUUUUCCAGGUCUGUAACAAUGUCCAUGGAGCUUUGUUUUGGUUUGAGUUGGAACUCGACCUCGCCUCGUUGUGGACAAAAUAUCAUAAUAUUUACACGGAGGUGUCUUCGGUGGAUUGGUGAUGCCGGCCAUCGACGGUUCGGGCUGUCCCUCGGAUUGGUGGAUGGCGUCCUCCGGCUCCUCUCUGUGUUCGGCGGGAUACGGAUCGGCUCCAACAUGGACAUGCUGGGUAUUGAAGGAGCGGCAUAUGGAGGUGAAGCGAUUGGUACAUCCUGGAGCUCUAUCUGGGUGGACGAAUGCUGGCCCAGAUUAUUGGUGUUGAAGCCCAUGGAGGAUAUGCUGCCGGGUUCACGACUCCUUGGGGUCUCCGCCUCGUCGUCCACUGGAAUGGGAGUGCUGGAUGGAGCGUCGUCAACUAUUGCCGCAUCCGCCUGUGCGCUGGGUCCUGAGGGUAGUGCUACUGGGUACGAGACAUCCGAAUUGGGGUUGGAGUCUUCCAUGGUGAAGUGGCAGAUUCUUGGCUGACAGCGUGGAAGUUCGAGUGACAGUUCGGUAGUGUGUGAGCAGACAAGCGAAUCGAUGCUAAUUUGCUUAAAAUUAGAUAAGUGAUGAGAUAAGUGAACAACAAAUAUUUAUCACAGUGAUUAGUGCCGCGAGAUGACUAGAGGAUAAUUCAGUGCACGUUGACCUUCAAUUGUUCGAGGUAAACAUAUAAACAUUAAAAAUUAACAAUAAA
Nilaparvata lugens (brown planthopper) is the source of this 1022-nucleotide messenger RNA. RefSeq lists its product as uncharacterized. The record is from RefSeq and is a predicted model, not a curated record. NCBI's taxonomy places the organism in Eukaryota, Metazoa, Arthropoda, Insecta, Hemiptera, Delphacidae. The transcript is spliced from 3 exons. Bases 305 to 811 code for a protein of 168 amino acids.